GCCGCGGCGUCCCCGGGCCGGCGGUCGGAGCGGGCAGCGGGCGCCUGAGUCAUGGACUUCCCUUGGCCCCUCCUCUGCCGCCGCCCCUCCCUCGCCCGGCCCGCCCGCCGGGGCUAAGGCGGGCGCGGCGCUCGGGCGCCCAGGGGGUGGGGCUGCCGGGCAUGGCUGCGCCCCCGUCGGCUCCACUGCCGUGCUCGCCUUUUUACCUGCGGGGGCAGGAGCCGAGCCCGAGCUGCCCAUGGGGCAUGGAGGAGGAGGCGGCGGUCGGCGCGGGCUGCGCGGAGCUUCUGGGCCCCCAGCGGGCCGCCUCCGUCCCGUGUUUUGGCAUCUCGGUGGACCAGGACCACAUCCUGCCCGGCGCCCUGCGCCUCAUCCAGGAGCUACGACCACAUUGGAAGCCCGAACAAGUUCGUACCAAGCGCUUCACUGAUGGCAUCACCAACAAGCUAGUGGCCUGCUACGUGGAGGAAGACAUGCGGGACUGUGUGUUGGUCCGGGUGUAUGGGGAGCGCACGGAGCUGCUGGUGGACCGGGAGAAUGAGGUCAGGAACUUCCAGCUGCUGCGGGCCCAUGGCUGUGCCCCCAAGCUCUACUGCACCUUCCAGAACGGGCUGUGCUAUGAGUACAUGCAAGGUGUGGCCCUGGGGCCUGAGCACAUCCGGGAGCCCCGGCUGUUCAGGUUAAUUGCUUUAGAGAUGGCAAAGAUUCACAUGAUCCACGCCAACGGCAGCCUGCCCAAGCCCACCCUCUGGCACAAGAUGCAUCAUUAUUUCACACUCGUGAAGAAUGAGAUCAACCCGAGCCUCUCUGCAGAUGUCCCUAAGGUGGAGGUGCUGGAGUGGGAGCUGGCCUGGCUGAAGGAGCACCUGUGCCAGCUGGAUUCCCCGGUGGUGUUCUGUCACAACGACCUGCUCUGCAAGAACAUCAUCUAUGACAGAGCCAAAGGUCACGUGCGGUUCAUCGACUAUGAGUAUGCCGGCUACAACUACCAGGCUUUCGACAUUGGCAACCAUUUCAAUGAGUUUGCAGGUGUGAAUGAGGUGGAUUACUGCCGGUACCCAGCCCGGGAGACCCAGCUGCAGUGGCUGCGCUACUACCUGCAGGCACAGAAGGGCUCGGCCGUGACCCCCAGGGAGGUGGAGAAGCUGUACGUGCAAGUCAACAAGUUUGCGCUGGCAUCUCACUUCUUCUGGGCUCUCUGGGCUCUCAUCCAGAACCAGUACUCCACCAUCGACUUUGACUUCCUCAGGUACGCAGUGAUCCGAUUCAACCAGUACUUCAAGGUGAAGCCUCAAGUGUUGGCCUUGGAGAUGCCAAAGUGACCGCCUCUUGCCCUGCCCGGCCUGCCUGGCCACACUCACCCAGCAGAACCGGGCCCUGGGCCCCUCACCCUUGGACAAGGUCGGAGUGUGGGGCACAGUGGGUGUCUGGGGAGAAGGCUGGGCUCCCCGCCAACAGCCCCUAGGGGAUGCCUCAGAAGACCUCAUUCUCCUGUUAGGAGGGACUGGAAGGACCCAGCUCUGGGAGUCCCCGUCUCCUCACCAGGCCUAGGAGGAAGUGCCUGCAGCCGGCCAGAGCCAGGCCCAAUCCACUCCCCAUCCCAGCCCUUGCUGGAACUUGGGCUGCCUUAGAUGCGUCUCUGACCCUUCCUGGCUUGGGGACAGGGCUCUGUUCUACCUCUAGCGCCUUGAGCCUCCAGUCUGUCCCCACCCCCGCCCCACG
Messenger RNA from Ochotona curzoniae (black-lipped pika), 1722 nucleotides. It is a transcript of the gene ETNK2, whose product is annotated as ethanolamine kinase 2. Lineage: Eukaryota; Metazoa; Chordata; Mammalia; Lagomorpha; Ochotonidae. Gene Ontology annotation, molecular function: ethanolamine kinase activity. The transcript has 8 exons. Gene Ontology annotation, cellular component: cytoplasm. The record is from RefSeq and is a predicted model, not a curated record. Gene Ontology annotation, biological process: phosphatidylethanolamine biosynthetic process. Bases 162 to 1322 code for a protein of 386 amino acids.